Molecule: messenger RNA, 7201 nt
Organism: Carassius gibelio (silver crucian carp)
Lineage: Eukaryota; Metazoa; Chordata; Actinopteri; Cypriniformes; Cyprinidae
Gene: clasp1a
Product: cytoplasmic linker associated protein 1a
Exons: 42
Coding region: 538-5241 (1567 amino acids)
Biological process (GO): mitotic spindle assembly
Cellular component (GO): spindle microtubule; microtubule organizing center; mitotic spindle
Molecular function (GO): kinetochore binding; microtubule binding
Source: RefSeq, a predicted model, not a curated record
GACUAGGCAGGGUCUCAUACCACCAUUGUGUAACUUAUACGUUAAGUACAGGGCAGGCACAGACUUGUAAUGUAACAGAGCAAAAACAAAACCACUUGUGACACUGAAAACAGAAAACACACAUACAGUGAAGACCAAAUGUCUGAGAUCACAGGGAGGACCUCUGAAUUUAUGAAGCAAUGCUCUGCCGGAUCCUCUCUGUCCUGCUCUAGUUACCACAACUCCUGCUGCUCCACCGCAACCAAGAGUGCUUCUGCUGCUGCUCCUAGUGGUUUGGCUGCCUCCUAAAGGGACAAAAAGGAGAAUUCGCAAUCCUCAUCAGCUGUUGUCUACUCACAUAUGGUGCAUAGUUUGCAUUCCUGAGUCGACAUCCCUAACGCUCAGCUACUUGCCAGCCUGUGCCACUAAUAGGGUUCAUCCACACAGGAUAUUAUUAGGUGUGUGCUCUUAUUUUCCCUGGAUUGCACACGCUAAAAGCCAUCUUUUUUAGUUUUUCCUCUCCACUGCCACACGUGUGGUGGCAGGACAUCAUAGGCCAUGGAGCCCAACAUGGAGUACUGUCUGACCCAGGUGCUACAGAAGGAUGUGGCCCGCAGGUUGCAGGUGGGUUCGGAGCUCAUCGACUACAUCACAGAUGCAGACAAGUGUCAAGACCUGGAGAGUGACCAGACUGCGUUGGAUAAAUUGGUGGACGGUAUUGCCACCUCUUGGGUUAAUUCCAGCAAUUUCAAGUUGGCUUUGUUGGGAAUGGACCUGCUAUCUGCCUUAGUGACGAGAUUACAGGACCGAUUUCGGCCCCAAGUUGGUACAGUUUUACCCAGCUUGAUAGAUCGGUUAGGUGAUGCCAAAGAUCAAGUCAGAGACCAAGAUCAAACCCUGCUGCUGAAGAUCAUGGAGCAGUCAGCUACUCCUCAGUAUAUAUGGGACCGAAUGUUGGGGGGUUUCAAACACAAAAACAACCGGACAAGAGAGGGAGUCUGUCUCUGUCUCAUCUCAACUCUGAACACAUACGGUGCCCAAGGCUUAACCCUGAGCAAAAUUGUACCACAUAUAUGUAAUCUACUCGGAGACCCCACAAGUCAGGUUCGGGAUGCGGCUAUGAACUGCCUUGUGGAAAUAUACCGACAUGUUGGAGAGAAGGUUAGAAUUGACCUUAGCAAAAAAGGACUGCCGCAAUCAAGGUUGAAUGUAAUUUUCAGCAAAUUUGAUGAAGUCCAAAGAUCUGGGAACAUGAUCCUCUCCUCAGGUUCAGAUAAGAACUUUGAUGACGAGGACUCCGUGGAUGGGGGCAGGUCCUCCUCCUCUUCCUCUUCUAAGUGCUUCUCCAACAGCAGGAGAGGGGGCAGCAUGGGCUCAAUGAGACGACCCAGUUCUGCCUCUGGAUCCAGGGCUCCAGGGAAGGACAGUGUCAGUGCAGGAGCUGUGGAUGAAGAGGAUUUCAUCAAGGCUUUUGAAGAUGUACCUGCAGUGCAGAUAUAUUCCAGCAAGGACUUGGAGGACUCCUUGAAUAAGAUCCGUGAAAUUCUGUCAGAUGACAAGCAAGACUGGGAACACCGUGUCACUGCUCUGAAGAAAGUGCGGUCACUGAUUCUGGCUGGUGCAACUCAACAUGAGGGUUUCCUUCAACAUCUCCGGCUUUUAGAAGGUGCCUUCAAGUCAUCCGCUAAAGAUCUUCGGUCCCAAGUGGUUCGAGAAGCCUGUAUCACAUUAGGGCAUCUGUCUUCAGUGCUGGGGAAUAAAUUCGAUCACGGGGCUGAAAGCAUCAUGCCUACGCUGCUAAACUUGGUGCCCAACAGCGCCAAAAUUAUGGCCACAUCCGGAGUGGCAGUCAUCCGAAUCAUCUUGCGACAAACACACUUCCCACGCCUUAUCCCGAUUAUCACCAGCAACUGCACUUCUAAAUCUGUGGCUGUCCGAAGACGGUGUUUUGAGUUUUUAGACCUGUUAUUGCAAGAAUGGCAGACACACACUCUAGAGAGGCAUGUGGCCGUUCUAACUGAAACCAUUAAGAAGGGGAUCCAUGACGCCGACUCAGAGGCCAGAUCUGUGGCCAGAAAGUGUUACUGGGGAUUCCAUGGCCAUUACAGUCGAGAGGCAGAGCACCUGUUUCAGGCGUUGGAGUCGUCCUAUCAGAAGGCCCUCCAGUCUCAUCUCAAGAGUUCAGACAGUGUAGUGUCUCUACCGCAGUCCGACCGCUCCUCCUCAAGCUCACAGGAGAGCCUCAAUCGACCGCUGUCAGUGAAGAGUGUCAUUGGAGGCCCUGUUACAAGAAGUAAAGUGAUCAGCUCUAGGGUGUCCUCAACCCCUGGUGCCCUCCAGCGUUCCCGCAGUGACAUAGACGUGAAUGCCGCCUCCAGUGCCAAAUCUCGCAUGUCCACUGCAACCUCCCCAUCUCCCUUCAGCUCUGCUGCAGCUCUGCCUCCCGGCUCCUACGCCUCCCUGGGUCGUGUGCGGACGAGAAGGCAGAGCUCAGGGAGUGCGGUCAGUGCCAACAGCACUGUUACAGACAGCCGUGGUCGAAGCAGAGCUAAAGUGGUCUCUCAGUCCCAACGAUCCAGAUCAGCUAACCCUACUAGUGCCGGCAGCCGGUCCAGCUCUCCAGGGAAGCUCUUGGGACAUGCAUAUGGCAGAAUUCCUAGGGCCACUGCACCAGCAACACCCUCAGACAAAUACUCGAAGAUCCCAAGAAGCCAGGGAUGCAGCCGUGAAACCAGUCCCAGCAGAUUGGGCAUAGCCCGGAGCAGUCGCAUCCCCCGCCCCAGCAUGAGUCAGGGGUGCAGCCGUGACACCAGUCGCGAGAGCAGCCGUGACACAAGCCCCGCUCGGGGCUUCACUCCUCUUGCCUCCCGACGUCACUCUCGCUCCACCAGCGCGCUGUCCACGGCCGAACCCGUGGGCCAGUCAGAUCGCUUAGGCCUGAUCCAUCAGGCUCGCAUUUCUGCAUCGGUCAAUGCUAUGAGGGUGCUCAACACUGGCACAGAAGUGGAGGCUGCAGUGGCUGAUGCUUUGCGCAAGCCUUUGAGAAGGAGGUACGAGUCUGAUGAUGAUGCCAACAGUGACGCAUCCAGCGCCUGCUCAGAGCGUUCCUAUAGUUCCCGUAAUGGAGGCAUUCCUCACUACCUGCGUCAGACCGAGGACGUUGCUGAGGUGCUAAACCACUGCGCCAGUUCCAACUGGUCCGAGAGGAAGGAGGGCCUGCUGGGUUUGCAAAACCUGCUAAAGAGUCAGCGCAUUCUUAGCCGUGUGGAGCUCAAGAGGCUGUGUGAGAUCUUCACCAGGAUGUUUGCAGAUCCUCAUAGCAAGAGAGUGUUUAGCAUGUUCCUGGAGACUCUAGUGGAUUUCAUCACCGUGCACAGAGAGGAUCUCCAAGACUGGCUCUUUGUACUGCUCACUCAGCUACUAAAGAAAAUGGGAGCUGACCUCUUAGGCUCAGUCCAAGCCAAGGUCCAAAAGGCUCUGGAUGUCACAAGGGAGUCUUUCCCCUUCGACCAACAGUUUAACAUCCUAAUGAGAUUCAUUGUUGAUCAGACUCAAACCCCCAAUCUGAAGGUGAAGGUGGCCAUCCUGAAAUACAUUGAGUCCCUAGCACGGCAGAUGGACCCUGCAGACUUUGUGAACUCAAGUGAAACCAGAUUAGCUGUGUCUCGCAUUAUCACCUGGACCACUGAACCCAAGAGCUCUGACGUUAGAAAAGCUGCCCAGGUGGUGCUGAUCUCACUCUUUGAGUUAAACACUCCUGAGUUCACCAUGCUGCUGGGCGCUCUGCCUAAAACAUUCCAGGAUGGAGCCACCAAGCUCCUGCAUAGCCAUCUGAAGAACUCGAGCAACACCAGCAGUGUGAGUUCACCAAGCAAUACAAUGGGCCGCACGCCACCCCGGCACCCCACCAGCAGGACCAGUCCUCUAACCUCGCCCACAAAUUGCUCCCACGGGGGUCUGUCACCCAGUCGGUUAUGGGGUUGGAGUGUCGAUGGGCUCUUAAAGCACCCUUCUCCCUCUCCUCCUCCUCCUACUCCUCCGUCUCACCCCUCUAUUCCUGCAGGCCCCUCCCACAGGGCCUUCCGCUGUGCGCUCUCACCAAGUAUGCUGGAGUAUGACACAGAGAACAUGAAUUCUGAUGAGAUCUUCAGCUCGCUGCGCGGUGUCACAGAAGCCAUCCAGAGCUUCAGUUACCGCAGCCAGGAGGACCUGAAUGAGCCAAUCAGACGUGACGGGAAGAAGGUUGAUGCUGCUGGGAAGGAAGGGGCAUCUCCGGGGUCUGAUGCAAGACUGGGAUUGGAUGUUAUGGAAGGGGGUCGAACCGCUUUGGAUAACAAGACAUCUUUGCUUAACACACCGUCCCCGCGGUCUUUCGCUGUGCCGCGGUCAAGAGAGUUUGCUCCCUAUGGCUAUGGAGACACGAUCACGGCCUUUGACAAAAGCGCCCUGAAGGAAGCUGUUUUUGAUGACGACGUGGAGCAGUUCCGAGACUGCCGUCGGCAAGACUGUGGUGAGAACAAGAUGGUGCAUCCCAAGGGCUUUACUUCUGAUCUGGUGGCAGACUUACUGAAGGAGUUGUCUAAUCACAAUGAACGAGUGGAGGAGAGGAAGGGGGCUUUGAUCGAGCUGUUGAAGAUCGCUCGUGAGGACAGUCUGGCUGUGUGGGACGAACACUUCAAAACUAUCCUAUUGCUGCUAUUGGAGACACUCGGGGACAAGGAUCACACUAUCCGAGCACUGGCCUUACGGGUUCUGAAGGAGAUUCUGAGGAACCAGCCAGCACGCUUCAAGAACUAUGCAGAACUCACAAUCAUGAAAACACUAGAGGCCCAUAAGGACACUCAUAAAGAGGUGGUUAGGGCGGCUGAAGAGGCUGCCUCUACGUUGGCUGGCUCCAUUCACCCAGAGCAAUGCAUCAAAGUGCUGUGUCCCAUCGUACAGACUGCAGACUAUCCCAUCAACCUGGCUGCUAUUAAGAUGCAGACCAAAGUAGUUGAGCGCAUUGCCAGGGAGUCGCUGCAUCAGCUGCUGCCCGACAUCAUCCCUGGCCUCCUACAAGGCUAUGAUAACACCGAGAGUAGUGUUCGCAAGGCCAGCGUGUUCUGUUUGGUGUCCAUCUACUCUGUGAUUGGUGAGGAGCUGAAGCCACACUUGGCCCAGCUCACGGGUAGCAAGAUGAAGUUGCUAAAUCUGUAUAUUAAGAGGGCCCAGACCACCAACAGCAACAGCAGCAGUUCUUCAGACAUGUCGUCUUACAGCUAGCUGGAUGUACUCUAAUCAGUGCCCUACACGUGCAUUUGGCAACAUAGUUGUGCCUCCUCCAGAAUCCUUUUUUUUUUUUUUUUUUAAUUUUUUGCUUCAUCACAGUCUUGCUGGAUUUUCUCAGAAAGAUAUGUUGCUCACUGCAAUCAGACUUUUCUUUUCAUCCAGCUCCUGGAAACCUCUUAGUGUCUCAUGCAUCUUUCCAUCUGUGAAACAUUGAAUGUAAAGAAAAAUGCAUGCCGGCUUUUUGAUAGGGAACAGAUCUUCCAUGAUUGGCACUGCUUAUAUAAUUGCAGCAAACAAGCUGUCUUCAGCUUCUGAAGAGGUGAAACUACAUUUACUAGUAAUAACGUAUUCAUAUUUGCAAGUGGUGUUAAAGGUUUAAUUGAGUUAUUUAGAUAUUUUAAAUGGACACAAUUGGCUUAACUAAUGCAUCACUUGAAUUUCAAUCAACGCUAGUGGAUCAUUUGGCUGGCCGAGUGAUAAAUGUAAAGAAAAGAGGCAACUGUAAGUAAUUUGUAGGUUUGGCUACAAUGACAACCCCAAAAAAGAAAACAUAGGAUUAAAAAUUUAUUAUAUUCAUUUUUAUUUCAUGGGACCGCAAUACAACAUCCCAUAAUGUUGCAAUUAUAGGAAAUUGUUUCCAAGUCUUUAAGAAGGCUAAUGUAAAGCAAUUGUUUUGAUUUUAUUAUAGGAUGGAUUAUGUGUUGAAAAUGUAGGCCUCACUACAGGAUACAAGGUUAAAAACUUCUGAAUGUAGAGCUUUUCCUUUCAUAUUUGUGGAAAAAAAGCAAGGGUUUUGUGGGUAAACAUACAAGCCACAACACACUUGGACAUGCAAAAGUUCACACUCAGUGGAGUUGGAAACAUGACCAGGAGGAUCUUCAGACAACAAACAAUGAAUGAAAUCAAACCGAUUUACACUUUGUUCUUGUGGCAAGAGGAUUGUGAUGGAAAUUUCAAAACUACUAUGCCUUACGUUCCUUUUUCUGCUUUCAAAACUCAGACUGUUAUAUACAUGUCCACAGGCAUUGGUACUACACUGCUAAAGCAUGGCGCUGCUAUUUCCCACAGCACAUGUCUACGACACUAAUAAUGAAAACCCUCUAAUCUGGCUCAAGAGGUAGAGGUGAUGUUAUUUUCUCUGAAAGGUCUGAACUCUUUCUUUUUCCUUGUCAUCUGGGGAUUUUGUCCAUCUGAUGUUGUGCUGGGCAUUUAGUGUUCAUGUGUACAUACCUUUCAAUCAUUGCCAACCCCAAUCAACCCCCCCACACACACACACACACACACACAAAACUAAGGUAAAAAUGGUGUUGCACUCUUUUGCACGUUAACAAAUAGCCUGCAUGUUUUGAUGACGUAACCAUCCUGUGCUGCCGUAACUGACCUCUGUAAAUACAGUAUUAUUAUUGUUAUUAUUAUUAAUAUGUUGCCCAGGUGGGGAAGUAGACAAGUGCAGAGCUGAAAUGGGUCGCACAGAGUUGACCAAAAUGUCUGUCUAUCCUUACUUUCCUUAAGUAUUAUAUACUGGGGCAUGUGGCUUUUAUUGGUAUGCUAAGUGUGCGUACCCUUGUUUGAUGCAGUGUUUCUUUCUACAGGAUUUUAACUGAUUUAGACAGACCAUGGACCAUCAUUUUGGUUUAGACUGGGGGCUAUUCAUAAAAAUAAUAUGUUCAUGAAAGAACAAAUUAAUCUGUGAGGAUCAACAAUGCAAGUAUUAAGUUAAACGUGUCCCCUUGGUUUUCCUCAAAUGUUCCCCUAUCAAGAUAUUCCAUCAAAUUGUUCACUACACAUGUUAAGACUUUUUGUUAUUGGACACAGAUCCACUCUUGUAUUUAUAAAUUUGUAUUUUAUUUCCUGUCCUAAUGUACAGUUUUUUUUUUUUUUUUUGCUCAAAGGCUUGUGAUAGAUUUACACCAACCUAAGUCUGGCCUAGAAUUAAAACAACUAGAAACAUGAA